Messenger RNA from Penicillium chermesinum, 1086 nucleotides. RefSeq lists its product as uncharacterized. Bases 1 to 1086 code for a protein of 361 amino acids. The transcript has 4 exons. The record is from RefSeq and is a predicted model, not a curated record. NCBI's taxonomy places the organism in Eukaryota, Fungi, Ascomycota, Eurotiomycetes, Eurotiales, Aspergillaceae.
AUGCUUCGGCUCAGGCAGCAACUGCGAGUCCAAAUACGACCUUCUCGAUUCCACUCCGGCCCUCGAAGGCCUCUUACCCCGAGUCCAACGGUGAGGCAUGUGAGGUUCAAACGGCCUUGGUUAAGGUCUUUUAUGUUCAGAACGCUCUUCGCGGCUGCCGCAUUCUACCUAUGGAGCUCUUAUCUAUUACGAUUCGAGGAUGAUGCUGAUGAUACCGAUACAUUAUUACCUGGCCAAGUAUCAGAGGCCAGUAGUCCACGCGAAGCCACGUCAACUCGCCAGAACUCAAGAGAAGAUGAACAUAAUGAGGAAGGCCCUGUGUUUAUCCCGCUCACUUGGUCGUGGCUAGAGGAAGGGGAACUGUAUAGAUCAUCCGACCCAGAAUGGCAAGAGUUUCUCGCAGCACUUGUCUUACAGGCUGCCUCAGAACAACUUUCUCAGGUCCUCGGAGGCCCCAUUUCUUUGACAGGAUUUUGGCUUAUCUCGGAUGACGGCGUGGCAUGGGUAACGCGACCAAUUGAGCCCGAUGUCGGAGAUAGACUUGAGACCUUGAUGAAGCCAGUGCAUGUGGUACUUGCUAUGAAAGACGCAUCUCUGAUUUUGGUGAGAAGGCAGAUUGCCCGUCUUCGGGGCGAUUCGCCUCACCCUUUAGAGGUUCUGUUUGGAGGGCAGGUUUCUCCAAAAAAUGGAGGACUCACACCUCUCAGUUCUAACGAAAGCCCCAAGUUACAACCUUCCAUGAAGGAAGAGCCUUCUGAAGUUCAGCAUAGUAAGGACAUCUCUUUACAUUCAUCUUUCAUCAUCUCUCUCCUGCAACGGCUUCCUCUACCUGAUCUAGGGCCAGGGUCGGAUUUACACUUGGCCUCGGUCGCAUUUCAAGCCCGGCUCAAGGACUACCGUGCCCAGCGGGCUCGGACUCCUCGACGAGGAACAUUUUUCAUUGCGGGGCCUGUCGGCCUAAAAGGUCCCAAUGGAUUUUGUCGCUUUGAAGUUCGAGGUGAAUAUGACCCCGCUAAGCCAGGAUGGCGCACUAUCGAGAUGAAAUUGCGGGAUGUGAAUUUCAGGAAGCAAAGACCCCUUCGCUAA